CAAUGCCUUUACGAUGAUCUUACGAAGCAACUAAAUCCACUUCUUUGUAAAAUAUUAUAAAAUUUGUGGCUUGCAUCAAGAUUUACAGCAUACAUCGUCUUUAGGAAGGAAUAUUUGAAUAAUAGGUCAUGAAGUCACCACAAAUCCAAGUUAGUUUUCUUGUCAUUAUCGGCGCAUUUAACAUCGCGUUCUGUAUUCCGAUUGAGGAAAAGCCUCAUGUGAACAAACGGGCGCGAAGAGACAGCAUAGAAGAUUAUUACUCGAACGAUAACUUACCCCUUGGUUAUUUCAUCAACGGAGCGGACGCUGACGAUACUGCUGACCAAAAACCGUCCGCGGCCCUCUUCGCAGGAAGUGGGUUCAGAGACUCCGGUUCUGGAUCGAAGAGACGACACGCAAGGUUUGCCGCAGGAAGCGGGUUCGGAGACUCCGGUUCUGGAUCGAAGAGACGACACGCAAGGUUUGCCGCAGGAAGCGGGUUCGGAGACUCCGGUUCUGGAUCGAAGAGACGACACGCAAGGUUUGCCGCAGGAAGUGGGUUCGGAGACGCCGGUUCUGGAUCGACUAAGCGACACGCAAGGUCUGCCGUCCCGGGAAAACCUAAGGUAUAAUAACGUGCGAAGGCGAGAAGGAAUGGCUCGAGUGUGACAAAUACCAACUCGUCAACAUCAAAUCGCCAUUCUGAUUGUCAUAAAAGUUGCGCAAAAAGUAAAAUACUUGUUAUUGCCAAAAUGUAAAAUAGUUGUAAAUUGUAGAUCACGAGAGGAUGAAUAGAUUGUCAAUAGAUUGUGGAUU
This is a messenger RNA of Dendronephthya gigantea, 795 nucleotides long. Its product is annotated as protein SPT2 homolog. Lineage: Eukaryota; Metazoa; Cnidaria; Anthozoa; Malacalcyonacea; Nephtheidae. The transcript has 4 exons. The coding region runs from base 129 to 611 and encodes 160 amino acids. The record is from RefSeq and is a predicted model, not a curated record.